Synchiropus splendidus (mandarinfish) is the source of this 1597-nucleotide messenger RNA. It is a transcript of the gene mrpl1, whose product is annotated as mitochondrial ribosomal protein L1. The record is from RefSeq and is a predicted model, not a curated record. Lineage: Eukaryota; Metazoa; Chordata; Actinopteri; Syngnathiformes; Callionymidae. The coding region runs from base 565 to 1551 and encodes 328 amino acids. The transcript is spliced from 9 exons.
GAGAAGCUGCUGAAGAUGUUUGUUCUCCCGCACUUUUUUCAGAGGAUGACACAUUUUAAUUCAGUGGUCCAAUGUGCUGAGAGGGCUGCCAGGUCGCCUGUGGACCACUGUUCUGCCACGGGGUACAAGGGAGCUAAAUGAGUGCUCAGUGUCCAGCCAGCACGCAGGUUCACAAGACGGACAAGGAUCCAGUCCAACCUGGAGAAGCAUUUCGAGUCCCACACCAAGUGGACCCACAGCUCUGACUAGAUGCAAACCUCAGUAUCUCCAAGGACAAAUCCACUCCGAAUUAAUCUGUCAAUAAAGAAGUUGAACUGCUCUCUGAGAACUCUUUUCAAUAAAAACAUUUGCAACAUCGACAGCUACUUGCAACCUCUAGGGGUCGUCCAUAACACACCGCGUCAUCUGGUGGAACACUUGCGGUGAAGUCAAAUCAACCUGUGUAAUGACGAUCCGUCAACCAGCACAAUAAUAAAUAUACUGUUUAAGAACAACAAGAUCGCACGUAUGUUCUGAAAAGGAAAAAAAAACUGGACACUCAGUCAGCCGAAGGACAGUUGACAGAUGAUGUUGAGCGGAACCAUUGUUCUCGCCAGUGUUUCCACACGGACAAGCUUCGUCGCGAACAUGGCCGCUCAUGCGCGGACUGCUUGGAGAGUCCUAGAACUAUGUCCGAGGCAGCUGCUGAGUCCCGGACCUUCACACUGGCCCCUUAGGAACCAACUGGUCAGAGGUCUGUCAGCGCCGAGGCUCAAACAGAAGGAGGAAGAGAAGGCGGUGAAGAAGGAGAAGAGGGUCAUCGAUGACGCUGGUCGACACAAACCGUAUGGCCGGACAGCAUGGACGCCGGUGGACGACGUCUACAUCAAGAGGUUCUACCCGAGAACCAUCCACAGCGCUGCUACUGCCAUUGACCUGCUGAAGAGCUACCAGCUGCUGGACUUCACGCCGGCACACCAGCCGCUGUACGUGGACCUGAAGCUGGACAUGAAGCUAGAGAAGAAGAAAACAGUGGACGCCUUCGUCAGCACCGUCACCCUUCCACACCCAUUCUCCAGUGAGGCCAACAGAGUCGCGGUCUUCACUGAGGAUCCCGCUCAGGUGGAAGUCGCUCUACAGAACGGAGCCGCCUUUGCUGGAGGAGCCGACUUGAUCCAGCAGAUCCUGGAUGAUGAGGUGGAUGCCGACUUCUUUGUGGCUGUUCCCGACAUGCUGUCCAAACUCACACCACUGAAGAACAAGCUGAGGAAGAAGUUUCCAAAGAGCAACAGAGGUUCUGUUGGAAUCAACAUUCCUAAGAUGGUGCGGUUGUUCAGGACGGGUCACGAGUACAUGGUGGAGGACGGCUGCUACAUUCGCACUCAGAUCGCCAUGCUGGACUUCCCUCAGGACCACAUCCUGGAGAACCUUGAGACGGUUCUGACCGACGUGGCUUCACACCGACCAGCACACUUUGGUCCGUUCAUCCAGCGGGGCGUGAUCGCCAGCCACACCAGCGAAGGUCUGUGGUUCAACUGCCAGGAGCUUCUGCCAGAAUCAGCCGAGCAGUGACUUCAUGUUUCACUAUCUCUGUGUCAAUAAAGUUUUUGUGUCUGAC